Molecule: messenger RNA, 1110 nt
Organism: Ascochyta rabiei
Lineage: Eukaryota; Fungi; Ascomycota; Dothideomycetes; Pleosporales; Didymellaceae
Product: Aspartate ammonia-lyase
Exons: 1
Coding region: 1-1110 (369 amino acids)
Biological process (GO): L-serine catabolic process; L-threonine catabolic process
Molecular function (GO): pyridoxal phosphate binding; L-serine ammonia-lyase activity; threonine deaminase activity
Source: RefSeq, a predicted model, not a curated record
AUGGUGGAGAUGACGGGUAUAAAAAAAAAGCAGCGUACCACCGGCACCUCCCACCUCGCACUCGGAUCGCGCGACAGCAAGACCACCACGAUGGCACCCCGCGACAGCACCGCCGCCACCCCCUGGCGCCGAACCCCGCUGGUUCACUCGGCCAAGCUCUCCAAAGAAGCCGGCUGCAAGAUCCACCUCAAGCUGGAGAACCUGCAGCCGUCGGGCUCGUUCAAGUCGCGCGGCAUCGGAAAUUACCUCCUCUCGCACCUCGCCUCGCUCGCCACCCCGGCGGAUCGCGACAAGGUGCACUUCUACUCCUCGUCCGGCGGGAACGCAGGGCUGGCGUGUGUGCAUGCUGCUGUGGCGCUGGGGGCGCCUGCUACCAUCGUGGUGCCGAUGAGCACGAGUGAGUACAUGGUGGGGAAGAUUAGAGAUGCGGGCGCGGUGCAGGUGGUUCAGUUUGGUGCGAGCUGGUACGAGGCCGAUGCGUAUCUCCAGGACACGGUUGUGGGUGAUGCGCGGCGGAGGGGGGAGGUGCCUGUCUACGUGCCGCCGUUUGAUGCAAGGGAGAUUUGGGAGGGGAAUGCGACGGUGGUGCACGAGGUGGUGGAUGAGCUGGGGUGUGAGCCCGACGUGCUCGUGUGCAGCGUGGGCGGUGGUGGGCUGUUCUGUGGGGUUGUGAUGGGGCGGGAUGGGGUCUGCAAAGGGGCGACGGUGCUGGCUGUUGAGACGCAAGGUGCGGAUUCGUUGGCUUUGUCGCUGCGCGAGGGGCGGCUGGCGACGUUGCCGGCUAUCACGAGUAUAGCGACGAGCCUGGGCGCGCGGACAGUGGCAGAGCAGGCGUAUGCGUAUGCAAAGGGCGCGGGGGUGAAGAAUGUGGUGCUCACGGAUCGGGAGGCUAUGGAGGGGUGUGUGAGGUUUGCAGACGACGAGCGGAUCAUGGUGGAGACGGCCUGCGGAGUCUGUCUUGCGUUGUGUUACGGGGGGAGGUUGAAGGAGGUGCUGCCAGAGCUGACUGGGGACAGCAACGUGGUGAUUGUGGUCUGUGGAGGGAGCAACAUUACAGAAGCCAUGCUGCACUCGUGGGCCGAGUCCGUGAAGCAGCCGGUGGCCGCGUAG